Medioppia subpectinata is the source of this 810-nucleotide messenger RNA. NCBI's taxonomy places the organism in Eukaryota, Metazoa, Arthropoda, Arachnida, Sarcoptiformes, Oppiidae. The record is from the annotation of a GenBank genome assembly.
UUCGAUACUUUCUCUUUCGAUCCGCAAAAGUUUGCGACCGAUUAUCACAGCAUUGGGUUCAGAGAGUGUUCAGCAGAAGUGGCCCGAUAUAUGGUGGCAGUGGAGGGACUCGACCUCCAGGACCCCCUCCGGUUGCGUCUCAUCAGUUUCGAUACUUUUUCUUUCGAUCCACAAAAGUUUGCGACCGAUUAUCACAGCAUUGGGUUCAGAGAGUGUUCAGCAGAAGUGGCCCGAUAUAUGGUGGCAGUGGAGGGACUCGACCUCCAGGACCCCCUCCGGUUGCGUCUCAUCAGUCAUUUGCAGUGCUAUUCCUCCCAAAGAGAGCUGAGUUUGAAAACCAGUGCUUCGGCCACGGGUUGGAAUCCAAGUGCUUUCACGACACCUACCUAUCCAUCCCUGCCAUCGACGCACAGCACCGGUAUGUCUGGGAUGUCGUCAUUUGAAUCGAUGCCACUUCACGGGACGGCAGCCGUUUCGGGUCAAUACACACCCAAUGGACCACAUUUUCAUCAAUCGUUAGUCGACUCAUCCAUAAGUGGAUCCCAAAUGAUGGGUCACUCGUCGGGUCACAAGUCAAGUGCUUCGUCGACAGCAACCAGUUCUUCGUCGAUGUCUUCAAUCCCAUACCAACCCUCGAGUUCGUCAACGAUGGCAACGAUGGGAGCGAUGAGUGCUUCAAAUGCUCACAAUUUCCACAAUCCAUACCUUCCUUCUGCUUAUAUGAGCGGUAAUGGGAGUGGACUUAUGUCUCAACACAACUCAUCAGUGGCCAAACACUACCGUCCCUGGGGCGCUGAACUCGCUUUCUAA